AGUUUGAUAAAAUUAAAUAUUAUGUCGCACCUCAUCAAGCCAAUCACCUCAGAUCAUGAUCUCAUCGAACUCGCUGAGAAAAUGAAGGUUCAACUCGAUAAUAUAUUCGCAUCAAAUGAGAUAAAGUCCCAUCUCCCCAAGAAAGGGUCAUUUCUAAUUCUAACCGAUGCGGUCGAUGCUGGAGAGAAGUUCCUACUAUCAAAGGCUACCAAGCCAGAACAUGAGGAUCUAAUCAGAUCUGUGCGAAAGGAGGUUCGUCGUCGUUAUGGUGUAGGAGUAGCAAAGAAACGCCCAGCAAAGGGCUCGCCGGAGAUGAAGGAACGAAUGGCAAAGCUGCGUGCUAUGGGUAAGAAGGGUAAGUCUGGCGGUUCAUUUACGCUGUAA
Messenger RNA from Phytophthora sojae, 384 nucleotides. RefSeq lists its product as hypothetical. The annotation marks the transcript as partial. The transcript has a single exon. The record is from RefSeq and is a predicted model, not a curated record. Lineage: Eukaryota; Oomycota; Peronosporomycetes; Peronosporales; Peronosporaceae.